Molecule: messenger RNA, 1347 nt
Organism: Fusarium poae
Lineage: Eukaryota; Fungi; Ascomycota; Sordariomycetes; Hypocreales; Nectriaceae
Exons: 1
Coding region: 1-1347 (448 amino acids)
Biological process (GO): lipid catabolic process
Molecular function (GO): triacylglycerol lipase activity
Source: RefSeq, a predicted model, not a curated record
AUGUUUCCUCGUUUCAUCCUGCUGUCGGUGGCGGCAUUCUCCACUCUAGGUCUGUCUGUCCCUGUCGUGGAGCGACAGCAGCCUGUACUCCCCACGGAAGAUUCCUUCUACAAGGUCCCUGAUAAUAUCAAUGACUACCCCCCUGGUACUAUUAUCGACUUUCGCAAACCACCCUCGCCCAUUGCUGCAUUUGGUGUGUCUCCUGUCAACUUGAAAGACACUUGGCAGAUCUCCUACAGAACCAAUGACAACUUUGGCAAGGCUCUCUCUACUGUCCUUACCGUCUUGGUCCCGUACAAGGCCGACUUUACAAAGGUCCUUUCAUACCAGGUUGCCGAAGAUGCGGCUUAUGUCGGCUGUGCUCCAUCCUAUGCCCUUCAAUUCGCCUCUGCCACUGGUGGACCCCUUGGAACCAUUGUCACCCAAGCAGAGCUUUUGCUGAUGGAAGCAGCUCUCGAGCAGGGAUGGGUCGUUGUUGCUCCAGACCAUGAAGGUCCUGACGCGGCUUAUCUGGCAAACAAGCUUGCUGGAUAUGCCACCCUUGACGGAAUCAGAGCUGCCAUAAACUCUGCCAACUUCACUGGCAUCUCCAAGAACCCCACCGUCGCAAUGUGGGGAUAUUCUGGUGGCAGUAUCGCGUCAGCUGCAGCAGCAGAGCUUCAGCAGUCCUACGCCCCAGAGCUUCGCAUUGCUGGUGCUGCACUUGGUGGUACUGUGCCCAACAUCACAUCUGCCAUCAAGAGUAUUAACGAGGGACCUUUGGCUGGUAUUAUCCCUCCUGGCAUGAUCGGACUCUCUAAGCAAUACCCGCUCCUCAAAUUGGGACUUGAUGCUGCUGUUAAGCCAGAGUACAAGGCUAAGUUCGACGCUGUUGGAAAGCAAUGCUUUGUGGCCGAUAUUCUUUCGUUCUUGGGACAGGACGUAGUUGGAAUGCUCAAAGAUCCUGCCAUCUUGACACAAGAACCCGCCAAGAGCAUUUUAGACGAGAAUGCUCUCGGUAAACACAGCCCCAGCAUCCCUCUGUUCAUUUACAAGUCCAUACAGGAUGAAGUCAGCCCCAUCAAGGAUACUGACGAUCUUGUCAAGCUCUACUGCUCGGGCGGUACCAAGGUUCAAUACGAUAGAGACUUGCUCUCAGAGCACGGUUCGCUCGCCAUCAUUGGAGUUGGAAAGGCUCUGGCGUGGUUAAAAGAUACCAUGAAUGGCAGGAAAGGGCCAAGCCAGUGCAAGACCAGUAACGUGGGGUCUUCACUCCUGGACCUUAGGGGUUCAGUCACACUCUCAGCUGCUUUGAUUGAGGCCCUCAUUGAUCUGGUGGGAAAGCCAGUUGGUCCUAUCAUUGGCUAG